Messenger RNA from Sinocyclocheilus anshuiensis, 925 nucleotides. RefSeq lists its product as uncharacterized. Gene Ontology annotation, biological process: negative regulation of transcription by RNA polymerase II; ER overload response; intrinsic apoptotic signaling pathway in response to endoplasmic reticulum stress. The record is from RefSeq and is a predicted model, not a curated record. Gene Ontology annotation, molecular function: DNA-binding transcription activator activity, RNA polymerase II-specific; transcription factor binding; protein heterodimerization activity. The transcript has 4 exons. Gene Ontology annotation, cellular component: CHOP-ATF4 complex; cytoplasm; CHOP-C/EBP complex. The coding region runs from base 293 to 925 and encodes 210 amino acids. Lineage: Eukaryota; Metazoa; Chordata; Actinopteri; Cypriniformes; Cyprinidae.
UCGGUUGGAGUCACUCUAUAAAUGUCCCCGGGAGUUUCCGAAAUCCACACUCGGUGACUUCAACUGAACAAUGGUUAACAUGAGCUAUCACCAACCUCUACAAAAACACACGCAGACCCUGAAUCCGAAACAGCCGAGGAAAAGAAAUAAUAAAAAGAAAAGGAAUCAUUGGGACAAUAUACCGCCAACAACUCACAUUCAAACUUGAUUGUCAAGAGACACGUUUAAGGUCUGGUGUUCUAGGUGUGGGAGCAUAUCGUGUUGUGUCUGUGGAUAGCGACUGAUUGGUGCGAUGACUGCGGAGUGGCUGUGCCCCCCUGGCGUGGGGCCGACGUGUGGUGCAGAGUUGGAGGCGUGGUAUGAAGACCUACAGGAUAUACUGGGCUCCGACGCGGGCGGGGCCAAAGUCACGAGAGCCCCGCCUUGCUCCGAGAAGGAGCCAGAGUUUCUGGAUGUGUUGGAGAGCUGCUCGCUCACCUGGUUGACGGAGGGGCAGGUUUGGGGCGACGGGGUGCAACGGGUCACCGAUGAACCGCCCGUCGUCCAGUCGCCGCCGCGAAAGGGUGACCGGAGAGGCGGCGGCGACUCGGAGCACACCUCAUCCGGAGGAGACCUGCUUCCGCCAGAGUUCUUCGAGCUCCUCAGCGAGGGCGGCGUCGGGUCGGUGGAGACGAUGGUGACCGCCGGGUACCACAUUUCGCAUCACGCGCCUCCGUCGCCAUCCACGAGCGAGGAGGAGCUCCUGACGGUCCCAGACACAUCGUCAUCCUGCUCCUCGGCGUCCUGCUCGCCCUUCCUCAACCGCUCCCCGCCGCCAUCCCCUCCUGCGCGACCAGGAAAGAGAAAGCGGGCCGGUGACAAAGGAGGAGGCACGCUGUGCUCCCCGUCCCCCGGGAAGAAGAGCCGACGGGAGCGUAAUGAAUGA